GUUUGUUUCCAAUGUUAAUCUCAUUCAUUCAAUUCACUCGAAACCAUGGGUAUUGGACCAGAACUACCGCCGCACUUACAGAAGAGCCGUGCUACUGCUGCAGUUACACAUAAUGAAAGCGACGAUGACAGUGAUAGCAUCGGGCCAGGCAUAGGACCAAGUAUAGGGCCAAGUAUAGGGCCAAGUAUAGGGCCGAGUAUUGGUCCUAGCCAGCCGCCAGUACAGGACGAUGAUGAAGAGGAAACAGCUACCCCUGAUGACUUUGCUCCUGCCCUACCACCAGAGUUGCUAGAGGCGAGACGGUUAGCAAAAGAGAAGGCUAAUGCAACAUCAAAGCGCGUGCUUGGUCCGUCCUUGCCACCAUCUAUGUUGAAUUCUGGUGCGAGCCAUCAUGACGAUCAGAGUGAUAGUGAUGACGACAUUGUCGGGCCCGUACUACCCAAAGACUUGGAUCGGGAAGCCCUAGCGAAACAGAGCAAGAUUCAGGAAUUUGAAGAACGUGCAGAAAGGAUGCGGAAGAAACUUGCAGGAGAGGAAGCUAACGAGAAUGAACAUGUCGCGAAGGAUACAAAGAUAUCAAGAGAAGAAUGGAUGAUGGUCCCACCCGAAUCACGAGUCUUUGGGAAUGAUCCUCUCAAGGUCACUGCCAGAACAUUUCAGAAGAGGGAACAAAAACCUCAAGACUCAUCGCUUUGGACAGAGACCCCUGCAGACCGCGAAAAAAGACUACGAGGCGAGCCUACUGAUAGAGACGGCGAUGAUGAUGAUGAGAGGCGCAAACGGUCUAGGCGACGGGAUCGUGAUGAUGAGCCUCACCAGCCAUCCAAAGCAGAUAUCGAACGUGAGGAGAAGAUCCGGAAGUACAAUGCCGAACAUCGAUCAGAGACUCUGCUGGAGGCUCACAAGACUAAAUACAUUAAGAGCAAAGCAUGGCAAAAAGAUGGAGACGAUAAUCCUUCUGCUCGUCCCUUUGAUCGCGAGAAAGAUGUUUUGGGAGGUCGCCGUAUCGAUCAUCGUCGGCGGGAAGAGUUGGAAAAGCAAGCAACAGAUUUGGGUUCUAAAUUCGCACAUGGCAAGAGUGCCUUCCAGUGAUUUACAACAUGUCAUUGUGUAUAGUAGAGCCACAAUAAUAUAAAUGCUCAUUAUUUUUUGUAUGGGCUGAUGUGAGGAUAAC
Lobosporangium transversale is the source of this 1174-nucleotide messenger RNA. RefSeq lists its product as hypothetical. The transcript is spliced from 4 exons. Lineage: Eukaryota; Fungi; Mortierellomycota; Mortierellomycetes; Mortierellales; Mortierellaceae. The record is from RefSeq and is a predicted model, not a curated record. The coding region runs from base 46 to 1092 and encodes 348 amino acids.